CGCCCGCGCCCAGCCCGAGGCGCAGGGGCCGGGGGCUGGCAGCGGGGACCCCCCCCCGCCCCGGACCCCCCGCCCCAAGCCGCGGCCAUGUCCGGGGAAUCCGCGCUGCGGAGCCACGGGGGGGGCGGCGCGGAGCAGCAGCCGGGAAUGCCGGAGGGAAAGGAGGCAGCCCCCCCACCGAUGCCAGCCAAGGAGGAAGCUCGGCCACAACCCGAGGGGGCCAGCUGUGACCCCAGCCCCCCUACUGCUGCCCCCCCAACUGAAACCUGCAGACCACCACCUCCCCCUCCUCCUCCUCCUCAGAAAACAGACCCCCUGGACACCCGCAUCGUGAUGGGAGAGGAGACUCAGUCCCCUGCCCCCCACCCUGAACCCCGGGGGGGUCCCGCUGUGCCUUGUCCCUUCCCUGCUCCCACCAAAGACCCCACAAGCCACUCAGCAGCUGAGACCCCCACCGCGGGGAAACCCUCAGCUUCCAGCUUGGACCCCGACCUUUUCUUCACAGCCCCCUCCACCCCGGUUCGGUUAGGGGGAGGCUGCAGGGGUCUGGUAGCUCCCCAAGGUGAGGAUCAGACAGAUGGGGAGAGCGAAGGGCUCGGCUCGCCUCCGACCUCCCCCUCGGGCUCCUAUAUGACGGCCGAAGGGGGCAGCUGGGGGUCCUCGGGCACUGCCAGCACCUCCCCGUCCUGCUCCCCCAACCUGGUGGCCGAAGCCGAAGGUUUGGUGGAAGUCGAAACCAUGAUGGCGUUACCUGGCGGCUUGGAGGAGCCUCCUAUCUUCACCUCGCCGUCUCUCGAGGAGGAGGAUGGACCCUUCACCCCGCUGGAGGAUGAGGAGGAUGAUGAUGAUGAUGAUGCACAGACGCCAGAGGAAGAGGAGGAGUGGGAGGUAUCGGGAGUGGAGGAGCUGCCCGGUGCAGGUCUGAUCCCGGCGGCGCUGCUCCCGUUCUGUGGCAGCCUCCUCUUCCAGGCGGAGGCCGUGGAGAUCACCCCGCUGCCCCCCGGCACGGCCGCUCUGCCCCUCUCUGGUGAAGAGGAGGAUGAUGAGGAGGAGGAGGAAGAAGAAGAAGAAGGUGGCAGCACCUCAGCUUCCUUCCUCCGCUCGCUUUCGGAGACCUCCAUCACAGAGGGGGUGGACGAAUCCUUCGCCUUCCACGAUGACACCUCCGCCUCCUCCGACUCUGCCGCCUACGACGGCGAGGAGGACGAGCGGCUCUACGGCACCGAGCGCCACGCCGCGGGCACCGAGGCCGGGGCCACCGCCGGGCUCCCCAGCGCCCACACCGCUGCGGGUGGUGGCAUCGAGCUCCACCUUCAUGCCGGAGUGGCCCCAGCUGGCUCCGGCCCCCAGGAAGGGUCCCCGCGGCACCAGCACGGCCAGGGGACCACCGCGGGGGACCUCGGUGCUGAGCAGCUGGAGCAGGAGGGCAGCGAGACGCCUCCAGCGCCUUCUGGAGCAGCUGGUGUGGAGCCGGAUGGGGAAACCUUCCUCACCUCCACCUCUUCCUCCUCGGAGCUGGAGGAGGUCUCAACGCUGGAGGCUGAUGUCCCGCAGGAGCCAGCGGAGAUGCCAGGAGCUGAGGAGGAGCUGGUACUGAAGGAUGAUUCCAGGGCUGCAGCAGCAGGAGAAGGUCCCAGCGUGGAGCUGGUGGUGAGCAGCAGUGUCCUGCAGCCCCCCAGCCUCUGCUCCGGGGAGGCCAGGGACCCACAGACUGAUGGGCUCCAAGGGGAUAAUGUGGCACCAGCCAAUGGGGAGCACCAGGGUGGCCCUGGCAGUGAUGAUGGUGACCUCGAGCCUGGCACAGUGAGAGUGGAGAACAGCAAACAGGCAGCCUCUGACGGCCAUGAUGAGCAGGGCACUGUGGCCACCUCCCUGGUGCCAGCUGUGUUGCCCAAUCCACCAGAUGAGCUGGACACUGCAGCCACUGGCCAACUGCCACAGGUGACACCCAGCCUGCCAAAUGAGACAGACACUGUGGCCAUCAACCUGGUACCACCAGUGACACCAAGCCUGCUGGAUGAGGUGGACACCGCAGCCCCAAACAUGGUGCCAUUGCUGACACCCAGCCUGCCAGAUGAGCCAGACCCUGUGGCCACCAAUCCCAACCUGGGGACACCCAGCUCUCCAGACACCAUGGCCACCAACCUGGUGACACCCAGCUCUCCAGACACUGUGGCCACCAACCUGAUGCCACCAGUGAUGCCUAUCUUGCCAGAGGAGAUGAACAUUGUGGCCACCAAUCUGAUGCCAUCAGUGACACCUAGUUUGCUGGAUGAGGUGGAUGCCACAGCCAUGAACCUAGCACCACUGAUGACACUCGACUCGCUGGACACUGUGGCCACCAACCUGAUGCCAUCAGAGACACCCAGCCCACCAGACAGCCCAGCUACCAGCUUGGAUGCAUUGGAGCCACCCAGCCCAUUGGACAAGUUUGACACUGUGGCUACCAGCCCUGACCUGAUGCCAUCAGUAGCACCCAGCUCACCAGACACUGUGGCUACCGGCCCAGACCUGAUGCCAUCAGUGGUACCCAGCUCACCAGACACUGUGGCCACCAGCCCUGACCUGAUGCCAUCAGUGGUACCCAGCUCACCAGACACCGUGGCCACCAGCCCUGACCUGAUGCCAUCAGUGCUACCCAGCUCACCAGACACUGUGGCCACCAGCCCUGACCUGAUGCCAUCAGUGCUACCCAGCUCACCAGACACCGUGGCCACCAGCCCUGACCUGAUGCCAUCAGUGCUACCCAGCUCACCAGACACUGUGGCCACCAACUCUGACCUGAUACCAUUGAUGACUCCCAGCUCACCAGACACAGUGGCCACCAGCCCUGACCUGAUGCCACCAGUGUCACCCAGCCCACCAGACACUGUGGCCACUGGCACUAACACGAUGCCACCAGUGUCACCCAGCCCACCAGACACUGUGGCUACCGACCCUGACCUGAUGCCACUGCUGAUGCCAAGCCCACCAGACACUGUGGCCACCAACCCAGUUCCACUGGUGGCAUCCAGCCCACCAGAUGGACCAGACAUCGUGACCGCCAGCCUGGUGCCCUUGGUGGCACCCUGCCCACCAGAUGAACCAGACACUGCAGCCACCAAGCCCAGCCUGGCACCACUGGUGACAUCCAACCCGCCAGAUGGCACCAUGGCACCAUCCCCCUUGUCCCAGGAAGUGUCUGUGGAGGAGGUGGUGACUGGGAUGACUUUGGCCACUGAAACCCUAGAGCCACCAGCACCUGCCUGUCCCACCAUGGUGCAGGAGACCCUGGCACAGCCCCCAGGAGGCAUCGAGGAGUGGGAUGCCACCACCACCUCUGAGGAGUCCUCUCCGGAGCUGCUGGAGACCUCUCAUUCCCGUACUUACUCCAGCUUCUUCACCGCCCCCAAGGACAGCCCCACGGCGCCCCCCAGGCCCCCAUCUGCUGCUGAGGAGGAGGAAGAUGAGGGCGAUGCUACCACCGCUCCCCAUCGCCACCUGUCUGCCUCACCCCCCAGGUCCUCAUCUGCUGCUGAGGAGGAGGAAGAUGAGGGCGAUGCUACCACCGCUCCUCAUCGCCACCUGUCUGCCUCACCCCCCAGGCCCCUAUCUGCUGCUGAGGAGAAGGAGGAAGAUGAGGGCAAUGCUGCCACCACCACCGCUCCCCAUCACCCCCUGUCUGCCUCGCCCCCCAGGUCCUCAUCUGCUGCUGAGGAGGAGGAAGAUGAGGGCAAUGCUGCCACCACCACCACUCUCCAUUGCCACCUGUCUGCCUCGCCCCCCAGGCCCUCAUCUGUUGCUGAGGAGGAGGAUGAGGGCAAUGCUGCCACUACCGCUCCCCAUUGCUGCCUGCCUGCCUCGCCCCCCACCACUCCCCAGUCCCCCCAGUCCAUCUUCACAGCCUCAGAGCGGGAGGUGUACGUGGGGGUGCCCCCAGCCCCCCUGGAACUGCUCCAACCACCCGGUGCCUUUUUGGGGGGCGGGGGGCAGCAGGAGGAUCACCGGGAGGUCACAGCCAUGCUGAGGGGCUCUUUUGGGGACCUCCCUGCCCCCCGUCACCUCCCCAAAGCCCCCAAGCCCCUGCAGGUGCCGGCAGAGCCCCCACAAAGCUCCCAAAGCGAGAGGGGGGUGCGGGAGGAGCCCUCAACUCAGCCCUCUGGGGACACCCAAGCCAAAGUCCUGCCUCCUGCACCCCUCGAGGAGAAGGAGGUGGUGGAGGGGGCUUCAUCCAGCCCUCCACCUGCUCUGGGUGCUGGGGAGGUGGUGGAAGAUGCAGCUCCCCAAACCCACCCUGAGCCCCCCAGCCCCUCGUUGCCCCCCUGCUCCGUGCCCCUGAAACUCAGCCAAGUGCCUCCUCUUGCUGCUGCGCCAUCGUCACCAUCGUCCCCAUCACCGUGCCCGGCCCCAGGCCGUGCUCCUCAGGACACCUCAGGGCUCCCCGCCGGCGAGGUGCGGCCACCUGUCCUGCCAGCCUCCAGGAAGCACCUCGAAGCCCCCCAGCCCUCUCCACGGCAGGAGAAGGAUGCCCGCGGGCGGCAGGCGGCACCGGGCAGCGCCGGGGGCCGGGCACCCCCCCGCGGGUCCCUGCAGUCCGAAUCCAGCUCCUCCAGCGAGGGGGAUGCUGCAGACCCCUGCCCCCAGAUCCAGCAUCUGCACCAGGACAAGCAGCCCCCAGCCACACACCGCUGCCAGCCCAACCACAAAGGGUCCUGCAACGAGUCGGAGAGCAACGAUGAGUCCAUCCCGGAGCUGGAGGAACCUGAAGGCUCGGAGCCGCCUGCAGCCCAGAGCCAGGCGCAGCUCACCCACUCGCUGGGCACCGGGGAGGAGACUGUCAGCAAGGCCAAGCAGAGCCGCAGCGAGAAGAAGGCCAGGAAGGCCAUGUCCAAGCUGGGGCUGCGGCAGAUCCACGGCGUCACUCGCAUCACCAUCCGCAAGUCCAAGAACAUCCUCUUCGUCAUCACCAAGCCCGACGUCUUCAAGAGCCCUGCCUCCGACAUCUACAUCGUCUUCGGGGAAGCCAAGAUCGAGGACCUGUCCCAGCAAGUGCACAAGGCUGCGGCAGAGAAGUUCAAGGUGCCCAUGGAGCACUCCCCCUUGAUCACGGAGGCUGCCCCCACCCUCACCAUCAAGGAGGAGAGUGAGGAAGAGGAGGAGGUGGACGAGACGGGGCUGGAGGUGCGGGACAUCGAGCUGGUGAUGGCCCAGGCCAACGUCUCCCGCCCCAAGGCCGUGCGGGCGCUGAGGCACAACAACAACGACAUCGUCAACGCCAUCAUGGAGCUGACCAUGUAGCAGCCGGGGGUGUCCCGGUCCCCCCCCUGUAUAGAUGCACAGUUCCUGCCCUCACCUCAGCCUCCUCUCCUGACCCCUCCAGGUUCCUCCUCCGCAUCUGUAGCGCUCAAUAAAUGGCCUCAUGUAUCACUUGGAUGGCA
Pogoniulus pusillus (Red-fronted tinkerbird) is the source of this 5417-nucleotide messenger RNA. RefSeq names its product NAC alpha domain containing (gene NACAD). Gene Ontology annotation, cellular component: cytoplasm; nascent polypeptide-associated complex. The transcript has 9 exons. Lineage: Eukaryota; Metazoa; Chordata; Aves; Piciformes; Lybiidae. Gene Ontology annotation, biological process: protein targeting to membrane. The record is from RefSeq and is a predicted model, not a curated record. The coding region runs from base 88 to 5277 and encodes 1729 amino acids.